Messenger RNA from Prunus armeniaca (apricot), 879 nucleotides. NCBI's taxonomy places the organism in Eukaryota, Viridiplantae, Streptophyta, Magnoliopsida, Rosales, Rosaceae. The record is from the annotation of a GenBank genome assembly.
AUGCCGGUAGGCGUCGAAGAAUCACCGGCCGACGGCAGCAAGUCAACAACACCAGUCGCUGCCAGAUUGAAUGGAAGUGGUAUUAUGGAGGUCGUGGAUUGGGGGAAUUCUUUAGGGGAGAGUGUUUCUGAGGCCCAUGCACAACAUGCCAACAGCACUGAUGAAGAAAAUCACUAUGCUUCUGGGUCUGCAUCCAAGUUUCAGCCCAGGAAAAUCACAUCCAAGGCUCACUGGAAUGACCAGAUGGGCAUGGCUGAGGUGGUAGUUGAAAAGGGUAGAUAUCGGAUAUCCACGGGAAUUGUGCGCCAUAGCAAGCUCUAUUACUCUAUUGAGGAAGUUUUGUUUUUGGUUGAAAUAGGCGACUUGCUUCUCUUGGAUGAUAGUGGUACACUUUCCUUGGAAGAUAUAUAUAUGAAGAUUUCAGAUAGAAAGAAUGGGUGUUGUUGGGAGGAAUUUCAAGCUUAUAGGCAACUCAAGUCUCUUGGUUACAUUGUUGGGCGGCAUGGUAUCCCCUGGUCUAUGAAGAGUUUGAAGAGUAAUUAUGAAACUGUUUCUUCUCAAGGUUGUCCAGAAAGUGAUGAGGUGGUGGACUUGGGAUCAGAAGAGACUAGGUCUGUCAUUGGAUUGUUGAAUGGGAUGCAAAUAAAUGAAGCAAGGCUGAUUUUUGAUGUUUAUCUCCCAAAUAGCAAGUUCAGGAAGUCUUCUCCUGGUGAUCCAAGUUUUGUGCUCUGCUUUACUAGGGGUCCUCCACCAUCCAAAGCAGACCUUGAAGCCCUCGAGAGACAAUGUCAGAACAUUCCUUUGAAGGUUUGCCAUGAAGAGCAGGGGUGGGUGAGUUUCUUUUCCUUUGACAAGGUGGAACUUCCUGUCCUACCUUGA